GCGUAUGGAUUGCACCAGAUGGGAAGAAAUGCUCCACUCGCAAAGCUGCCCUCGCGCACGCAAAAGCACACGGCUUUGAAGAGCCUCCGCCAGACAAGGCUGUCGUGGCUGGGGCAAGUGCAGAGCCGACAAAGGCAAAGAAGACCUGUGAAUCCGCCGAUGCAGCAGAAGCUUGCCAACCAACUAAAGCCAAGAAGAAGCGAAAGGAUGCCGAGAAAGCCAGCAACUCCAUGGAUUCAGCAGUGGUCCCACAGCCAUCUCCGUCUCGAAAGAGCCAGAAGACGAAAGCUUCCGAUGACGAGCCAGCAGCCCCUUUCACGACACCGGAGAGGAAGACGGUGGACCGCGAUGCUCCUGUGGAAGCCCUCACUCCGCCACCGAAGCCAGAGCUUGGCCCUGAGGAGCGCAAGGUACGGAACCGGCUCAAUUUCGGCGGAAUUCCAAUUCGCAUGGAACGAUGCUGUGUCUGCGGGGUGGAUCGCGAUGAGAAGUUUCGGGGGAAUGUGUGUGAUUUAUGCGAGUCCGAGAUGCGUCGACGCGACCUUCGCCGGUACAGGGAGUUGAGCGAGGAUCAGCGGCAAACUAUUGCCAAUGUCUCUCUCAGUCGACGGGCCGAGCGGGAUGAAGAGGUGGCAGAAGAGAAGGAGAAGAAGCGAAUGGGGAAACAGUUUGCACAGCUGAUUGCUCAAGAAGUGCUGAAGCAAUACCGAUCGCAGCGCACUUCUGUGUAG
Symbiodinium sp. CCMP2456 is the source of this 731-nucleotide messenger RNA. NCBI's taxonomy places the organism in Eukaryota, Dinophyceae, Suessiales, Symbiodiniaceae. The record is from the annotation of a GenBank genome assembly.